Molecule: messenger RNA, 1692 nt
Organism: Drosophila innubila
Lineage: Eukaryota; Metazoa; Arthropoda; Insecta; Diptera; Drosophilidae
Gene: ppk21
Product: pickpocket protein 19
Exons: 7
Coding region: 1-1692 (563 amino acids)
Biological process (GO): sodium ion transmembrane transport
Cellular component (GO): membrane
Molecular function (GO): ligand-gated sodium channel activity
Source: RefSeq, a predicted model, not a curated record
AUGUUCUAUCCGCAGGAGCUGUUCCCACGGCCACGAGCACGUCCUCCACUUAAUGGGAGCUACAACCAUGGAACUGGGCUGCUGCAGCCAAAGGAUCAGAGCCAGUUCAAGUCCCAUCGCAGCAAGGUUAAGCGGGGUAAAUUUCUACGCCUGAUGAUACCCUACCUCAGGGGGUACUGUACCUUGUCGUCAGUGCAUGGCUUUCGCUAUCUUACGGAUCCAAAACUGCGAGUAUUUGAAAGAUUUAUUUGGCUAUUGAUAUUGGUGGGCACUUUUAUUUGUGCCACCAUUGUCUAUGUUGAUUUGGCGGCAUUGUACAACUCGGAGCGCACCCAAACCACUAUUGAGAACACCAUGACACCCAUAUUCUAUGUACCCUUCCCAUCGGUGGGACUUUGUAUGCUUAAUCGGGUCAAUUGGUUUGUAUUGGAGAACGAAGCUUCGGAUAUCUUUUUGGGUGUCAAUGCGAGUAAAGAGAAAAAGGAAAUCUUCAAGCAUUUCUUUGCUGCAGUCUCGAAUAUGCAUUUCAAUAAUAUGAGAAGUCUGUCGAACUUCUUCAGAAAUGAAUCUCUUGCAGCAGGCAUUGGCGAACUGGAUGGUCUGGAUGUGACGAACGUGUUGAAACACAUCAAUUUGCGAUGCACAGACAACUUCGUGGAAUGUAAUUGGAGGAGUAAACCAUACAACUGCUGUGAUCUCUUCGAGUUGCAACGCACCGAACUGGGCAAUUGUUGGGUCUUCAACUCCCAAGUCAGCACGGAGACACGUCAGCGAGGGAAAGAAGACAAGUACUAUCCGCGACGCAACGCACAAAAUGGACCUGGGAGUGGACUUCAAGUCUAUAUCCGGCGUAACAAAUCCCUCAGCAGAUCGAGUGUGAAAGGCGUGCACGUAAUGAUUAAGCAGCCGGGACAAUGGAGUGAUUCAACCAGAUUACUCCCACCUGACUCUAACAAUAGGAUCAGUGUAAUGCCUCGAUUCACCGGUUCCGAUGAACGAACUCGAAGUCUUUCUCCGAGGACCAGACAUUGCGUCUUUCCCGAUGAAAUAAUGGAUCCACUCUACAAGAACUUGCCGGGCUUCGUCUAUUGGCGCGGUAAUUGUCGCUCCCGAUGCCACCAGGAGUAUGUGGUCAAGCUAUGCAAUUGCUCACCAUCUCUAUUCUUUCCCAUUCACAAAGAUGAUAACUUUACGGACUGCAAGGCCUCGGAAUUUAAAUGCCUCUAUGACCAUAGAAUGACUUUUAGCGUGGAACGACUUGCUCUGGAGUCGGAAUACGUGGACGAUGUCUACACGGACAGCAUGACCUGUGAUUGCCUCAACAGCUGUUCCCAGCUAGUUUACGACACCAUCCACAGCAGCUCGGCCAUGGACGACACUGAGAUCGACAAGGAAAUGGACAGUAUACACAUUGACGUCUUCUUUCAGUCUCCCUGGUUCAUCAAAUAUCAGACGCAUAUGCGUUUCACAUUUGUCGAGUUGCUAGCCAGCUUCGGAGGCAUUAUUGGACUCUUUCUAGGCGCCUCGCUUCUCAGCGCCAUCGAGGUGAUUUAUUACUUCACCAUCGGCCUAUAUCUGUAUUUAUUUGAUGGCCGCAGAAAGACCAAUCAACAGGAAGUUUUACAACCAACCGCACCACCCAUAACACUGCACUUCCGUCGCAAGAUUACACCAAACAAAAUGUUUUAUUGA